CGCGCGGAGCGGAACAGUCCGCGCUGUGGCCGGAGCGUCCGCGGGAGCCGGCCGGGGCAAGAUGAAGCUCAUCGUCACGGAAAACUAUUCUCAGGCCAGCGAGUGGGCAGCCAAAUACAUCAGGAACCGCAUCAUCCAGUUUAACCCUGGGCCCCAGAAAUUCUUCACCCUGGGCCUUCCCACUGGGAGCACCCCCAUCGACUGCUAUAAGAAGCUUAUUGAGUACUACAACAAUGGGGACCUCUCCUUCAAAUUCGUGAAGACGUUCAACAUGGAUGAGUACGUGGGUAUUCCCCGAGACCACCCCCAGAGUUACCACUCCUUCAUGUGGAACAACUUCUUCAAGCACAUUGACAUUGACCCCCAAAACACCCACAUCCUGGACGGGAACGCAGCCGACCUGCAGGCCGAGUGUGCCGCCUUCGAAGACAAGAUCAAGGAAGCCGGUGGGAUCGAGCUGUUCCUUGGCGGCAUCGGCCCUGAUGGACAUAUUGCCUUCAAUGAGCCGGGCUCCAGCCUGGUGUCCAGGACCCGUGUGAAGACGUUGGCCAUGGACACCAUCCUGGCCAAUGCCAGGUUCUUCCAGGGAGACCUCUCCAAGGUGCCCACCAUGGCCCUGACGGUAGGUGUGGGCACCGUCAUGGAUUCAAGAGAGGUGAUGAUCCUCAUCACUGGUGCUCACAAGGCGUUCGCCCUGUACAAGGCCAUCGAGGAGGGCGUGAACCACAUGUGGACCGUGUCUGCCUUCCAGCAGCAUCCCAAGGUGGUGUUUGUGUGCGAUGAGGAUGCUACCCUGGAGCUCAAAGUCAAAACCGUCAAGUAUUUCAAAGGUUUAAUGCUUGUUCAUAGCAAGUUGGUGGACCCCUUGUACAGUAUGAAAGAGGAAGGCCGGCCUUCUAAGAAACCAUACAGUGACUAACCUGUCCUGGAACCUACUGCCAAGUACCUCAUUGAGCCACCUGGGUCUUUCUGGAAAUGGGCUUUAGAAGAAUAGCAUCGUCUAUGUCUUUUAUCCAGUAUGGUUAGUCCAGAUAAAGGGGCAAACAUCUCUUUCUUGCUAUACUCCGAAGGGAAAAACAUCUCUGGAACUGUAUCCCACAAUCUUGAUCUUUACCCCAUGUCGAUGAGGGGCAUUAACUAACUUCCUGUUCUGUGGCUGGCAUUGUUUACAUGCCCACCACACUCCUCAGGAGCCCCUGCCGCCCCUCCUCUGGCUCCUCCUCAGGAGGGAACUGGCGCUUGGGUAUGUUGCACUGCCCUGGCCCCUUUUUGGAGACCUGCUGCCCUAGAUUAAGACGCAGGCUGUUUACACUCAGUGUGAGGAAGCAGUCCCUGCUCAGUGACAAGUGUCAUGGAAAGAAAACGCUCCCUUACGUCCUCCCCCAACCCUAGUUGUUUUCUCUGUUCUCACAGCUGACCUUUCUGUGAACUGGGAGGACUCCUUGGGGCAGGAUUUGUGUGGAGAAGGCCUUUGCAGAUGAGCCCAGAUUCCCAGUGGGUCCAGACACGUCAAACUCCUCCUCUCCCUCAGGGCCCCAGGGCACCAGGAGGGAGAAGGCAGAAAGCCUCUCCCCGCCCCAGAGCCCUGUGUUUUUGUUAAACGGUCUCAAUGGCUCCUCAUUCAGUCCACACUCAGUUAAAGGUGGGAGGGAGUCUCCUGGGGAGGAAGACACCACCUCCAUUUCAGUGUUAAUGUGUGGCCUAAAAUUCCCACAACAUCAGGAAAUAGGCUGCUUUCUCCAUUUAUGCUUCCGCCCUUAUGCAAAGGAUGAGUCCAGUGCACGGCCUCCCUCUUACUCUCCCCAGUAAGCCUCUGUGCGCUCGAUGCUGCCGCCUCCCUGCUCUUGUGCCUGCCUGUUUGAAGUUCCCUUUCUUUCUAGAAAGACCUUGCCGAGACUGGCUCACAUCUCGUAUUAGGGCUGCAUUUAGUACCAGCAUUUCGUCUUGAGCCUUUGUAUGUGAUUGUGGUGACAUUCUAUUUUGGUCUAAGGGAAGAAUGAACUUGUUUAUAAUGUAAUAUUUUCUAUUAAAUUCAGUAUUUUCAAAUAAAA
Echinops telfairi (small Madagascar hedgehog) is the source of this 2051-nucleotide messenger RNA. It is a transcript of the gene GNPDA1, whose product is annotated as glucosamine-6-phosphate deaminase 1. The coding region runs from base 62 to 919 and encodes 285 amino acids. The transcript has 7 exons. Gene Ontology annotation, biological process: N-acetylglucosamine catabolic process; D-glucosamine catabolic process; carbohydrate metabolic process. Gene Ontology annotation, cellular component: cytoplasm. NCBI's taxonomy places the organism in Eukaryota, Metazoa, Chordata, Mammalia, Afrosoricida, Tenrecidae. Gene Ontology annotation, molecular function: identical protein binding; glucosamine-6-phosphate deaminase activity. The record is from RefSeq and is a predicted model, not a curated record.